AUGCCUGCGGACAUCAGGUCCUUCUUUGGGCCAAAGGGAGGUGCACCGCCCAAGCCCGCGCCAAAGAAGGUCGAGGAGCCGCCCAAGAGUCGGAGAGGCAGAAAGGUCGUCGAAGACAGUGACGACGAUGACGAACCUGCACCUGCACCAAAGCCGGUAGCGAAGGCUGCUGAGAAGAAGAGGAUCAAGAACGAAGAAAUCAAGGGCACAGAGACUACCGCCAGCGACUAUUUUGCAUCCUCUAAGUCAGCCAAGCCUUCGAAGGCCGCAUCCUCGCCGAAGAUCGACCGGACGAGCAAAGUGAAGACCGAAACGGAAGUCCGGACAAGCCCACGCACCAAGAAAACUGCCGCGAAGCCCACCGAGGAGCCAUCCAAGAAUGGCACAACAGUGCCAAAGAAGCGCAGCACUACAGCUUACAAGAAGUACGAUUCGGACGACGACGCAGAUGCCUACGUUGACGAAGACGAUAACGAUGACGAUGGCGACAUCUUCGCCGCUGAUAUCAAAGGACGGAAUAAGCGCAAGAACGACGAUUACGCAGAGGAUGAGAGCGACGACGAGGUACUGCCUAAGCCCAAGCGUGUGGCCUCUCGAAGUGCUGCCAGUUCGGCCCCGGCCAAGAGCUCCAAGGCAGCCGCCGGCACCAAGAGGCGCAAGACUCCUGAAGAGGAAUCAGAGGAUGAUGAGGAAGAGCAACCGCCGCCAAAGAAGAAAGCUCCAGCAAAGCCUCGUGCUCCGAGGGCGAAGAAGGCCGAUGAGCCCGAGGAUGCUACUUACCAGUCAAUCUUGGACGACAUUCCCAUGGUCCGACCUCCUACGCCUCCUGCAAGGGACCCGAAUGCCAAGUUUGACUGGCGCAAGGCGAAUGCUGGCGGUGGCAACAGCAGUGUCGCGCCACCAAACGCCGGCGCUGCAGAGCUGCCCGUGGGCGAGGAUGAGUGUCUCUCCGGACUAACGUUUGUCUUCACUGGUGUGCUCCAAACCAUUGGUCGAGAGGAGGGUCAAGCCUUGGUCAAGAAAUACGGCGGAAAGGUCACGGGAGCCCCGAGCAGCAAGACGAGCUACGUCGUGCUUGGAGACGACGCUGGUCCCAGCAAGCUGAAGAAGAUCAAGGACAUCGGUAUCAAAACGAUCAAUGAAGAGGGCUUGUUCGAACUCAUUCGGCGGCUCCCAGCCUACGGUGGUAGCGGCAAAGGUGCCGAGAAGGCUCGAGAGAAGAAGAAACAGGAAGAGGAGAACGUCAAGAAACAGGCGGAAGAGAUGGAACGCGAGGAGAAGGCGAGAAAGGCCGCGGCAGAAAAGGCUGCAAAGCAAGCUGCUGCUGCUCGUGGCACAACUGUCUCUACUACUCCAGCGGCAGCUCCGGUUCAGCUGUUGACUUCCAAGUACGCGCCAACCCAGCUGAAUCACAUUUGCGGCAACAAAUCGCAGGUCGAGAAAAUCCAGGCCUGGCUUAGAAACUGGGCAAAAGCAAGGAAGUACGACUUUCAAAAGCGCGGUGCAGAUGGAAUGGGUGGCACUCGCGCCAUCAUUAUCUCUGGCCCCCCUGGUAUCGGCAAGACAACUGCCGCUCAUCUUGCUGCGAAGCUCGAAGGCUUCGAUGUCAUCGAGAGCAAUGCCAGCGACACUCGCAGCAAGAAACUUGUCGAAAACGGUGUGAGCGACAUCAUGAAUAACACAUCACUCAUGGGCUACUUUGCCGGCGACGGCAAGCAGGUUGAUGGAGUCAAGAAGAAUAUUGUUUUGAUCAUGGAUGAGGUCGACGGAAUGUCCGCCGGCGAUCGCGGUGGUGUUGGUGCCCUGGCCAAGUUCUGCAAGAAGACCGAGGUCCCCCUCAUUCUCAUUUGCAACGAACGCAAGUUGCCGAAGAUGAAGCCAUUCGACUUCGUUGCAAUGGAUAUACCAUUCAGACGCCCGACAGUGGAGCAAGUGCGGUCCCGCAUCAUGACAAUUUGCCAUCGCGAAGGACUGAAGCUCCCUGUCCAGGUCGUGGAUGCUUUGAUCGAGGGCAGCAACAAGGACAUCCGGCAAAUCAUCAACAUGAUCUCAACAGCGAAGCUCGACCAAGCGUCUAUGAACUACGAUCAAGGCAAGGCGAUGACGAAGGCUUGGGAGAAGCAUGUUGUUCUCAAGCCAUGGGAUAUUUGCCAGAAGAUGCUCGCCGGAGGUCUCUUCACACCGGCCAGCAAGACCACCUUGAAUGAGAAGAUCGAGCUCUACUUCAACGAUCACGAGUUCAGUUACCUGAUGAUUCAGGAGAACUACCUUCGAAGCAAGCCAAUGGCGCUCAACCACAAGGGCUACAACAAGAGGGAAGAGAAUCUCAAAUACCUCGAACUUGUCGACCAGGCAGCUGAAAGUAUCAGCGAUGGUGACUUGGUCGAUCGUAUGAUUCAUGGACCCCAACAGCAGUGGAGUCUCAUGCCCACACACGCUGUCUUCAGCACUGUUCGACCCUCCAGCUUUGUUGCUGGCCAGCUCAUGGGCUCCAACUUCACAUCCUGGCUGGGCAACAACAGCAAGACCGGUAAACUGAGCCGCUUCGUCCGUGAGCUUCACUCUCAUAUGAGACUCAGAUCAUCCGGCGAUGCCAAUGAAAUCCGUCAGCAGUACCUGCCAGUGCUGUGGGACCAACUCAUCCGUCGUUUGUCGGUGGAAGGCAGGGAUUGCGUCGACGACAUCAUCCAGCUGAUGGACAGCUACUACUUGACGCGAGACGAUUUCGAUGCCAUUCAAGAAUUGGGCGUUGGGCCACAAGCUGAAGGCCGGGUUGACAUCGAAUCGAAGACGAAGGCGGCAUUCACACGAACUUACAACGCAAUGUCUCACCCUAUUCCCUUCAUGAAGGCCAGCAACGUUUUGGCGCCAAAGAAGACCGCCAAAGAAGCACCUGACCUUGAGGAGGCGAUUGAGGAGGAGGACGAUGCAGAUGUUGUUGAGCCUGUUGAGGUUGACGAGGAUGAAAUCGAUCUGAAGAAGGACAAGUUAAUCAAGCAGCCUAAACCCAAAGCUAAGAAGGCCACGAAGAAGGCCAAGGAAGAGGACGAGGACGAGGAUGAGGAUGCCAAACCCAAGAGGGGUCGGCCCAAGGGCAAGACCACUGCAGCAAAGGGCAAGGCAUUUGUCAACGCGGCUGAAGCAGUUCGCGCCCACAGCCCUCAUCAGCUGUCAAUGAUCGAGGAGGCGUCGCGCGAAUCGACCACCACGCUUGCAACACGCGGUGACAAGAGUGGCUCCGAAAACCACCUUCCCGGAUACUCUUCUGAGCGUAUUCCGUACCAGGACUAUGAUUGCUCUGAUAUUCCCGAGGACUACAUGCAGGGUAUCGAGUGCGGAGCUGACGAAGCGGCUUCCAACGUCGGCCCUCACGAUUUGCAUCGUCUGGGUCUCACCCAAAAUGCCGCGGAAACGGUGCUGUACGGAGCUUGGGAGCAAGACAACAAUCUGGAAGAUCUCAAUCGUUGUUCCACUCCUGACACUGUAAUUCACUACGAUCUCGAUGAGAUGGAUGAAGAUCGGAUGGCUUUCUCCUCCACAUCCUCGGCGGCCUCAUACCAGCUCUCGUCUCGAAAAGAGCCGAUUGCACAGAAUGCCAGCUUCAGGAUGGUUGGCUCUCCGAGAGCGAGAGACUGGUCGAUGUUCCAGAGCAACCUGGUGGACUACGGUGCAGAUGAGCCGACCCCUCGAGUCCCUGGCUGCUCCGCGAAUCACCCUUUCAAGAAGACCUGGAAAUUGACAGACUCGAUGGUAAUCGCUUACAAUGCGAUGCGGGGCCCUAUGCUGCUUCCUGGCAAUGAUGCUCUGCGCAAUUGGAUGGUCGUUAAGGCGAACGAGACCAUGAACGAAUCUGUUCACCAGGCUCGCCAUGCUACUGAACAAGGAGAAAAGCCCGAGCAGCAGUCAGACUGGUCUCUAUACGGAAAGAGAACGGUCAAAAAUGCUGAUGAAGAGGUUGAAGAUAGAACGGGCCAUCAAGCGCCAACAUCGCCUCAGAAGGGGACGUCCAAGUCGCACUGCCUCGUUUCCGAAGAAAAGGGAGAGAUCGAAGACUAUGCAAAGAUGCUGAGGGAGGCGAACAUGGUUACAAAAGAGUAUGCUCCUCCUGAAGCGGACCGCAAGCCUGCAUACGAGGUGCCUCGUCCUAGAUAUCUUCACUUAUCGCCAAAGUUCGAGAGAUACAAGUUCGAGGACUACAUACCCCCUGAGGUCUCGGUCCCCGAGUCCGCGUACAGACAGCCCUUCGACCCCGACCGUGAUUUCGUCGAGGAAUUUGACAUUUCGGAUGACGAAGGUGACCCGGACUCGGGCCGUAUCUCGCCCUGCACCUUCCGUCUUCUCGCGGAAGGCUGCUUUGAAGGAGACCCGAAGGCUAACCAAGUCUUUAUGGCGGAUGAUGCCCAACGCAUGCGCCCUGAGACGCCAACUGAUGACAGGUACAGACGCAUCUCCAUCGACAGGCUUGCCGUCUCAUUUGAGCUCCAGAGAGACGUGAAUGAUGGCGGAUGGCUCACUCCGUGUUACUCUGUCGAUUCCGAGCCCUCCAUCAUCUGGACUCCUCCAGGGGUGAAUCUCAAGCACAAGAUGCGUAACUGGUGGUUCGGUCUCUUUGAUCGCAUGGACCCCAUUGCAGCCCGCAGUUUCCGCAAGAUUCAAUUCCGCGAGGCCAACGAUCCCGUCACGCCUCUCGAGACGAGCUCCGAACGCUCCGCUCUCUCCUCCAAUACCUCCAGUGAAGGAGACGACUACCGCAAGCCCUACACCGAGGCCGAGAUCCUCGAAGUGCUGCACGACCCUUCGAGCCGUCGCGUGGCAGGCGUUGCCCCUCAGAACGCACCGCUCAUCCUCUCUCAACGCUGGCAAACCGUCACCCGUUGGAAGGCUCAAGAUGAUGAGGUCGCGCGGGAGAACGACAACAUGCGCGGUGCCAUCGAGCGCGCCAAGAUCGAACUGCGCGAGAUCCGGCUGACAGUCGACCAUUUGCUGCAGAAGAAGGCAGCCGAGGAGAUGGCGAUGCGUCAGCGCAAGCAUAAACGGAUCCUGCGCCAAGUCUCGGCGCAUCUGCACGAGCUGCGUUACGAGAUCAAGAGCAAAUUUGACGCGCUUAAACAUGCGCAGACUCAAAAUCAGAGUAUGAAGGCCGAGUUGGCGCUGCUAGAGUGGCAGAUCAAGAAUGAGUGUGCGAGGGCCGAGUUGGCGAGUCCCGAUGACGUUCGGAAGGCGGUCUCGGAGCACUUUCGGGACAAGAUGGCUAAUCUUGACCUUGCCGAAUGCUUCUGA
Colletotrichum karsti is the source of this 5280-nucleotide messenger RNA. Its product is annotated as replication factor RFC1 C terminal domain-containing protein. Bases 1 to 5280 code for a protein of 1759 amino acids. Gene Ontology annotation, cellular component: nucleus; DNA replication factor C complex. The record is from RefSeq and is a predicted model, not a curated record. Gene Ontology annotation, molecular function: ATP binding; DNA clamp loader activity; DNA binding. Lineage: Eukaryota; Fungi; Ascomycota; Sordariomycetes; Glomerellales; Glomerellaceae. Gene Ontology annotation, biological process: DNA replication. The transcript has 12 exons.